Molecule: messenger RNA, 2065 nt
Organism: Hydra vulgaris (swiftwater hydra)
Lineage: Eukaryota; Metazoa; Cnidaria; Hydrozoa; Anthoathecata; Hydridae
Source: RefSeq, a predicted model, not a curated record
AUGGAUUUAGUAUAUGGUUUCCAAAAAAGAUGUGAAGUAAGAGUUAAUCCUAAAAGACAAAGAGUAAAUGACUCAAAUUCUUUAAAUCCACUUGAUAUUGAUAGCAGAAUUUAUGCCAAGAAAGGUAUAUCAGAGAUAUGCACAGCACUGAAAAAUUAUUUUCUUGUAAACUAUAAGAAAAUAAAUGAAAUUCAACCACCUUUAAAAGCACUGGCAUUUGUUGAUCUAAUACAUAACUUUGUUGAUCUAUGUAUUGUUGAUGCUGCAAAUGCUCAAAUGGAUACUCAAAAUAUUUAUGAAAGAACAAUCUACUAUAUUAAUAUCUGGAUUAAUAAUUUAAUUUGGAAAAAUGUUGAACUUGUGUUUUAUUUUGAAUGCAGGAGGCUUAAUCAACAUCAAAAUGUUCCAAAUAUCAAUGAAUUACUAAAUAUUUUCUACUAUGAUAUUAUAAAUGGUUUUAAUAUUAGUGAUCAUACUGCGCUGUUUAUAAUUGAUGGAUUAGAUGAGUUUAAAUAUUUAAAUGAGUUAAUAAAUCCAAGUUCAACUUGUAACCAUCCAAUUGUUAAUGCUUUAGCAGAAAUCCAAAAAUACAAACAUGUAAUUGCUGGUAGAGUUUAUGCUAUUGAUCAAUACCAAAGUAUAUCUGCAGAGCAUACUGAUAAGUCAACCAUCCAAGUAAUGGGUUUUAAUGAAAAUGGAAUUAACAAUUAUGUAGAAAAUAAUGUUAAAGAAGAAAUAAAAGAAGUUAUUAAAGCAACUUUGAAGGAGUCGCCAAUUGCAAAAGCCAUGGCAUCUGUUCCAUUUUAUUUAUCUUCCAUGUGUAAAAUUAUUAGUGACUCAAAAAAAGUAUAUACAAAUUCCUUCCUAACUAUGACAGAUUUGUAUGCAAAUAUUUUUUUAUACUUUUUGCAAAAACAUAUAAUCAAAAGCAAUAAAUUGAUAUAUGAGAUAAUGGAAGACAAUUUUCAUAAAAAAUAUAUUUUAGAUAUUUGUAAAAUUGCCUAUGAAUUGUUUGUUGAAAAUAAAGUAGUUUUUUCUAAAGAAGAAAUACAAAAUUUUAUUAGUGACUUUGAUCAAAAUGAUGGUAAUCUUUUUGGAUUUAUUGAAAAGAUUGAAACAAAUCUGGGCUGUCAUUAUCAGUUUGCACAUUUGACAAUAAUGGAGUUUUGUGCAUCUCUAUAUGCAUAUAAUUGUUUAAGUCGUAAAGAGAUUAUGGCCAAUGAAAAGCUAAAGAAUUGUUUAUCAAUGAUUUGUGGAUUAACAAAUAAAAGUCAAAAUAGUUUGUUAAAGUUUCUUGUUAACCUAAAUUCUUCAAGAUUUAGAAACCGGUUCUUUAAGAGGAGAGUAAUUGGUUGUAGUGGAAAUAUAUGGAUUUUAGACCGUCUACGCAAAAGUCAUGACGAUAAUUUAUUCAUCGAAUGCUUUUAUGAAAGUCAAUCAUCAUUUACUAAUGAAAUAAAGUCUAUCGUUGAUAAACGAGAUGAUAAAAAUAAUAAGUUUAUGUUUGGUAAACGUAAGUGGUGGAUCUCGAUUAACGAUGUAAAAACUUCUUACAAAACUACUUGCGAAAAUUAUUUCAUAAACCAUUACAUAAAAUCUGAAAGAAAGUUAUGGAGGUUAGAAGUUGAUAAAAAUAAUUUAAUUGAUGAAGAAAAAAAACUUUUAUAUCAAUGUUCAAUUAAUGUUAGCGAUGUGUACUUCCAUCGUCCUAUUAAAUUGGAAGGAUGCAAACCAAACAAUAAGAUUGAAUGGUUAACAAUAUGGAUCUCACGUUAUUUAAUAACAAAAAAUGAUUUUGAAGAAAACUUUCUUCCGUGGAUUAAUUUUUGUGAAGGAUUACGUCUUCACCUUCACUACGACAUUGAUUUCAUUGACGAUGUUUAUAAAUGGAUUCGUUGUUCAAAUAUCAAGAAGUUGUUGAUCAACUACCGAGGGAAAUAUUUUCAUCAUCUUGAUGAAUUAAAAAACUUUAUAACACAUAAAAAUGUAUAAUAUUACAAAUAUAUAUAAAAUAAAAACAAUGAUUUUAAAAUAAUAUUUAUGGUAUUGUUUUACAAUUAAAUAU